AUGCUUUUUCGUUCCUUUAAACUGGCGAUAUUUUUCAUCACACUUCUAAUUCAGUUCGGACGAUGGUCUUCUCAAUCCCUCGGUCCUACAGGCAGCACCGCAGUGUUUGGCCCCUUCACUAUGACUGCACCAAUGCCUGGUGCGAUGGGCAAUACAGGUGGCUUAAGUGCGUCUGGGAUUUCACAGACUAUGCAGCAAUUCUUCUCUCAAAUGAGUGGACCUAUCGGCCAAGCCACGUUGACUACUAUGGCUGCAGCAAUGAGUGGACUUCCUGUUCCAUCUACAGAGACUCUUAGCUCGGGUCUAACAACUUCGGGCCCAGCCCAAUCGCAGACUGCUGAGCGAUCAACCUCUAGAUCUGGGAGAAGUGAAGCAGGUCCUGCUGCCUCAGUUAUCGCUAGCGUGUCUAUACCUUCAACUGAUUCUGCCACUUCGGCA
Molecule: messenger RNA, 438 nt
Organism: Protopolystoma xenopodis
Lineage: Eukaryota; Metazoa; Platyhelminthes; Monogenea; Polystomatidea; Polystomatidae
Source: the annotation of a GenBank genome assembly